Spodoptera frugiperda (fall armyworm) is the source of this 3560-nucleotide messenger RNA. RefSeq lists its product as uncharacterized. The record is from RefSeq and is a predicted model, not a curated record. The coding region runs from base 258 to 3173 and encodes 971 amino acids. Gene Ontology annotation, biological process: carbohydrate metabolic process; N-glycan processing. NCBI's taxonomy places the organism in Eukaryota, Metazoa, Arthropoda, Insecta, Lepidoptera, Noctuidae. The transcript has 7 exons. Gene Ontology annotation, molecular function: carbohydrate binding; alpha-glucosidase activity.
UAUCAAUCUUCGUCACAGAUAGUGCAUUAGGAAACAAAAGACUGAGUGCUAAUGUGUUUUUAUUAAAAUUAAAAUUGAAUUUAAAUUAUGUGUUCCAAAGUGUGUUUGUGUUAAAAAGUGUUUCACCAUAUUUUUCUGUGUUUUUGCAACAAGUAAGUGGUGUUUUGUGUUCUUUUCGCUUUUAUGUGCCACGUAGGCGUGAUUUUGGUUAAGAAAGUUGGAAGUUUCGGUUUUCAAAGUUCUGUGUAAUAUGAACCAUGAUACCCCACGUGGAUGGACGUAAGGACGAACAGGAGGAGGACCACAUACCUUUUGCAAUUGAUAGUCCAAAAAAUGUAAAAUGGUACGACCUAAUCCUUCUCAACAGACCUUUGAGGAUAGUGGUGGUAGUGCUCAUAGUAGCAAUAGUACUGCCAGUGUUGAUGUACCGGUACAUCUUCUUCCCAACACUUGAGCUAGCCCCAACAGAUGGCUUAUCAAUGGGCUCCUGUGUAGUAGCAAGAGACGCAAGACUUCCAUGCGGCAAAGAAUCGGUACCACUUGAAGAAUGCCAUCCACAAUGCUGUUACGACCACAGCAACAACUUAUGUUACCACCGAUACCCCGCGAGAUUCUCCUACCUUCUUCGAGAAGAGUGGGCAGAACGCGUGAACAUGACACCACGAAGUCUAUCCCUACCGUACGGUUCAAGUUCAAGCAUCAGAAACAUCAGGCUGUCCAUCAACGAGGUGUCAGCUUCCCAUCUCACGUUAACCUUCCAUCACUCCGUUGACAUAAUAGGCAGAAGGAUUCAUGAGAAGAAUUACAACUAUGAAGUCAUGCGUCCAGAACUAAACAUUAUCGUUAGUUCGGAUCAAGGAGUCAUUUUUAAUACAGCCCGGGGACCUUUGAUAGCGUCAGAGAAUAUUUGGGAAUUGACUUUCAAACUCACAGAUGACACACUUUAUGGGUUGGGCGAAAUUCCCUUGGAACCUGGUACUGUGAAGGUUAUUUAUAAUCAUAAAGGAGGGAUCAGUUCCAUUCCUUUAAUCUUUGCUAAAUUAAAUGGUUCGUACCAUGGACUCUUGAUAGAUACAAUGGCACCAACAGAAGUGAUUGUGAGAAGAGACAAUCAGUUGGUCCUUCGCAGUUUAACAGAUUUUGGCCUAAAAUUGCAUUUGUUCGUUGGCCCUGAACCUGCGGAUAUAAUGAGGGAUGUAAUGAAGACUAUAAAAGUUAAGAAAAACUUGGAGUAUUGGAUGUUAGGUGCACAUAUUUGUAGGGAAGCAGUACAUGAUGAUCCUUUGGAAGACCUAAAAACGUUCCUACGAACUGCCAGUUUCCAAGAGAUACCUUUUGACAGCCACUGUGGUUCCUUACCUAUCGUGUUUGACACACAAUGUAACUCCGACAUGGUGAAUAUGGUCAACAAAGGCGCACAUCUAGUCAAAAGUGGUGGAAAGAAGUAUAUACCCCAAAUUUCGCCUUACAUAAAAUACAUGCCACCGCCAUCAGCAGACAUCGAUGACGAUGAUAAUCCAACAGAAAGCACAAACCCAAAACAACCUAAAACAACGACAAUGGUAGAAGACCGAUGUUUUGAUGACGAGAAAUUCGACCAGUAUAUCAUCAGAGAUCCUGACUCCUUAUACCCUUACAAAGGCAAAGCCAAUGGUUAUGAUGUUAUCUAUCCUGGAUUCUCAAGAGGCAGUGAUGACUUCAUGAAUGCUAUAUGGAAUUUCAACACAGAUUUCGAUGGCAUCAUCUUGGAAAACAGCUGGCCAUUGGACGAACAUGAAAAGGAUUUUGAGGGUAUGGAGGACUAUUUGCCGUAUUUCAGUGGUAGUUUGGAAGACGCCUUCCAUUUGGUACCUCAAUGGAAUGCUACACGUCCCGUCCGAGCCCUUGGGCGGGCACCGGGUGACGCAGUCUUUCCAGGCCAGACGUACUUCAAGACACACAACGAUUACGGCAAUCGAUUCUCCUCUGCAUUCAGGGUGAUCAAAGGCUCUGUCCCAACAUACAGCUCAAGUACAUGGAUGAACGGAGAAGUAAUCAUAAACAGACAAGGUGUACCAACCUCAUGGACACAUCUGCGCAAGGAACUUGUUGAAGCAAGUUUGGGAGGUAUUUCUGGCCAAUGGUACUGGUCAUCUCCCAUUUGCGGGGACACUGAUGAUUUUGACAAGAGUUACCAAACCAGGCUAUGCGCCAAAUGGUAUAUGGCAGCCACAUAUAUGCCAAUGAUUAGGAUACACUCGAAAAUACACGAAAGAGAUCCUCUAGGCUUUGUUGGUAUAGACAGAAAACAUAUGAUAAAAGCGUUGAAUAGGCGCCUUAGUCUGCUGCCAUAUUUCUAUACAACUCUGCAAGAAGGACCUCUGUUACGACCGAUGUUCUUCCAAUACCCUUCGGUUGAAGAACUCACAGAUUUGACGACGCAGUUCGCAGUUGGAAAUGAUUUGUUAAUCGUACCGAACUUGCAACCGAUGCAGACACAUGUCCAUGUGAGGAUGCCACCAGGCACGUGGUACGAAUUCUGGAGUGGUUUGGAAAUAUUUGGAGGGGUUGGAGAAGCUGUUACUAUGACUACCACAGAAGCAGACUUCUUUUCUCUAGUGCGCGGCGGUUCCAUCAUUGUCAUGCAAAAGGAGUCGCACCUGACAGCUGAAAUGACACGUUUAAAUUCAAGAUACUCACUUCUUGUAGCACUCGACUGUGACAUAACCCUCACUACACCUAGUGACGAUGAAAAAUUGACAACGGAUUCUCUAACGUCGACUGACGAUGACAACACAUCUGAAGACAAAGAGAUUACCAGCACAACAACUCGCGAAGAAGGUGCAGCAGAAAAAGGAAAUGGACAGACUGAUGAUGGGGACAGCAGCUCACAAAGUGAAGAACAAACAGUAAAAACAUGUGAAGCUACUGGCAAACUCUUCAUGACUGAUAAAAUGAGCAUUAUAAUCAAGGCUACUGCUAGAACAGUCACGAUCACCGCUUCAGGGAAAGACUUUUCAGUAUUCUGCGAUUCUAGUGACGCUAUCUGGGCUAAAACUGUUAAUGAAAUCAUAGUAUUCGGUUUGGAUGAUGAAAAAAAUAAUUAUGAUGAAUCGAGAGUUGUUAAGGUGACAAUAGAUUUGUGCGACCUGAUGGUUAAAGAUGAACUUACGUAUCGUUUUCUAGCAAAUUAAAUGGCAAUGAAUUUGUUUACAUUUUUGGUUUGUUCCCAAGGAGAUAAUCAAGCACUUGUGUAUUCGCUUUUGUAAUUACUUUAUUGGUACGGUAUAUUAUGUACUUGUAGUCCCAAACACAAGAGCAAAAUAUGACACCUGCAGAAUUUUACAUGUUAUUUGAUUAUAAGGUCUCCAAGACUCUGUAUACCGUAAAACUACCCUCUUUUUGAAGAAAUUAAUGAAAGAACAUGUAUUGUCCACCUUCCUUAUUUGUUCUUUAUCUUAAGGGAACAAGCCCUAUAGUAACAGCUUCUUUUAGCAAGUAAGUCUGACUUUAUAGCACUUUCAGCUUUAUUUCUAUUUCUCAAUGUUUUUAUUAUACGUAUUAUUAUAAAAAUACAACAA